Molecule: messenger RNA, 1983 nt
Organism: Rhodotorula toruloides NP11
Lineage: Eukaryota; Fungi; Basidiomycota; Microbotryomycetes; Sporidiobolales; Sporidiobolaceae
Product: Ankyrin repeat protein
Exons: 6
Coding region: 1-1983 (660 amino acids)
Molecular function (GO): protein binding
Source: RefSeq, a predicted model, not a curated record
AUGGCCUUUGUCAACGGGCGCGACCCCAGCACACGCUUCCGCACCGCCCUCGCCGCCUCGUCCCUUCGAACGACGCUCGCCUUUCUCACGCGACUCGCAGACCGCCUGCCGACAGACGACGCAGGUAACAGGGACUACAGGAACACGGAUCCGCAGACGAGGGAGACGAGCUUGCAUCUCGCGGCGCACAAGGGCAGGGCGGACCUGUGCGAAUGGCUCCUCGAAGAGGGAGUCGACCAUGACGAGGUCUCGAGGGACGUACUCGGCGAGACCGUCCUCCACAUCGCUGCGGCCAACGGCUUCGUCGACAUCCUCGAGCUCUAUCUCUCGCGCUUCGCAUUCGUACUCGACUGGGUCAACUCGCAAGGGAUGACGCCGUUGCAUGCGGCUGCUCUGAAGGGACAGGUCGAAGCAGCUCAGAUGCUCCUCGACUACGGCGCGGACAUCAACGCGCCCGACUUGAACGGCAACACGCCUCUUCACUACGCGUGCGCCUGGGGACACUUGCCCGUAAUGAAGCUGCUGAUCGACUUCGACUGCGACGAAGAGCCCCGCAACAACGAGGGUUUCUCACCCGCCGAGUACGCCUACAGUUUCAGCACGCAGAAAGACUUUGACUCCCUCGUGAGACAACAUCGCGAGGAGGUCAAGAAUGCGAGGAGGGCGUCGAGGGAGCAGCGGAGGAGGUCGAAAAAUUCGCCUCAGACGAUCCGGUCGAAGCGGAAAAGUCGCGAAGGAGCGCUGUCGAUUGCGGUGCCUCCGACUGGGCCAGAUGGAGGGGGAGAGGAGGGUGAGAUGCCGUCAACGGGACGGUUUUCGCCGUCAGCGGGUGGACUGGGCGAGCAGUACGCAUACGCGAACGGAAUAGUCGUACCGCAUGUUGGCGCGCCGAUUCCGCCUACGCCGCUCGACAGCGCUCCCACCUCGCCGGCCUCGACGCCCGCGUCGCAACCGCCUCUUCCACCAAUCGACACGACCAGCGAACCGCCUUCGACCCCACGCACGCCUUCGUCCGCAUACCACAACACCACGUCUCCUCAGCCUUUUCCGCUCUCCUCCUCUGCGCUCACAGCCAACCGCCGACCUUCGACUCCACGUCUCUCGCCUCUCACUUACCGCCACGUCCAGCGAUCCGUCUCGGGCGGGUCGCAGCAGUCGACGCCGACGAGCGCAGCUCCUUCUAUCCUUGUUGGCCCGUCGCCUGCGAGAUCGGCAGCUGGGACGGUUUCCGAGUCUGGCGAGACGGCAACGCCUACGCCGGCUUCGCCGGCACCUGCUGGAGGUCGAGUCGCGCCAGGCGUCGUGAGACAGCAGCCACCGGGCCAGCAGGAGGUACUCUACGCGGAGGAAGAAGCCCGACACGGCCUACCUUACCCUCUCGCUGCGCCUGUCCCGGUUCAUCCACCUGCACCACACGCCUUCUCCGCCAACUCCCCCUACCCGCCUUCGCCUUCUCCUCCUCCGGUUCCGCCAACCUCACCGCUCAGGCAGCACCCAUCCCCUCCGCACCCGCCGCUUCCGCACCUCGUCGCGUCGUCGCAUGCGCACAACAAGCUCGUCCGCAAGUCCCGUUCGCACGCGCACCACCCUUCCCUCACAGGCGCGGGCGAAGCGCUUCUCGCUUCUGCUCCAGCAGGACAGAGGAGCGUCUCGGGACCGCCGCUAGUACCCGCGAACGGGCUGGAUUCGCCGCGUUCGUCAUCGGACUUUGCACCCGGCCGCUCGACGCCUUCGCUUGCACUUCCUGCAUCGCCGUUCGGGGGUGUGCUAGGACCAGACGAGCGGCGCAAAGUAUCCUCUUCGAGCACGGGCGGUGGAGGAGGAGGGCACAAGUUGCGCAAAGAGCACAAGGCCCGCAAAUCGAGUCAUGGGAACCUCGAUCUUGCUUCUACGACGUCAAGGAUCGAGGAGGAUGCGGGAGGAGGGAAGGAGAAGCACGGGCGGUUGGCGAGGGUGUUUGGGCUGGGCAAGAAGAGGGAGUAG